AUGGCUCCCGCUUCAGUGACGACUGCGAGCGGCGCGACCUGGCAGGAGGUAGCCGCAGACCGUCAACGACACCGAGACGCCACGUUAGACCAGCUGUGCCCACCGCUGCCCAAGCUGCUCACGGACGACAUACCGCUGAACACGACGAGCAUACCCGGGUCUCUGCUCACGGAAGAAGAGCUCGGCAUCACCGGGACCGCAGUCGAAGACCUCGCGGCCAAGAUCGCCUCGGGCGAAUGGAGCUCCACCACCGUCGUCAAUGCCUUCCUGCGCCGGGCCGCCAUGGCGCAGAAACUGGUCAACUGCGUUACGGAGAUAUUGCCAGAGCGCGCGCUCAAGAGAGCAGCCGAACUCAACGCGUACCUUGCCACACACAAGAAGCCGAUGGGCCCUCUGCACGGGGUCCCUAUCAGCGUCAAGGAGCACGUCGGUAUGAAAGGGUUGGACCUGAAUGCCGGGUUUGUGGGCUGGGUCGGGAAUGUCGCUGACGAAGACGCGCUCAUCUUGCGAUGUCUGUGGGAGGCCGGUGCUGUGUUCUACGUCCGGACCACGCAGCCGCAGACGCUGAUGCACCUUGAGACGAGCAACAACCUGUAUGGCACCACAAUUAACCCCUACAACUCGACCCUGACCUCCGGCGGCUCUUCCGGCGGCGAGGGCGCGCUCCUGGGCCUCCGGGGCUCCGUCCUCGGCAUCGGCACCGACAUAGGCGGGUCCAUCCGGUCGCCCGCCGCCAAUAACGGCGUGUUCGGCUUCAAGCCCACGUCGCUGCGUCUGCCGGUCGAGGGCCUGGCCGUCACCAUGGCGGGCGCCGAGCACAUCCGCCCCACCCCGGGGCCCCUGUCAACCAGCGUCGAGGGCCUGCGGCUCUUUACGAAGGCCAUUCUGGACAGGAAGCCGUGGCUGCGGGACCCGACGUUGGUUCCGCUCGGGUGGAGGGACGUGGAUGGGGAACCGGAGUCUCGGGGGAGGAAGCUGCGGGUGGCUGUUGUUUGGGAUGAUGGCGUCGUCAGGCCCCAUCCGCCCGUCGUGAGGGCCCUGGCGGACGUGGUGGAGAAGCUGAGGGCGAGCGAGGCGGUCGAGGUCGUGGAGUGGAAGCCUUGGAGGCACGAUCUUGCGUGGGAGAUUAUCGCCAAACUAUACUUCUGCGACGGCGGCGCCGAGGAAGCCGCCGCCAUCGACGCCUCAGGCGAGCCCUGGCGCCCCCUGUCCAAAUGGAUCAUCAGGGACAACCCGCACGUCCGCGCGCACACCAUCCCGAGCCUCUGGAAGGCCAUCCAGGAGCGCGACGCGUAUAAAGCCAAGUACGCCGAGCUGUGGAACGCCAACGCCACUACAGCAGACGACAACAACACAUCCGAGGUCGACGUGAUACUGUGUCCGGCCGGACCCGGCGUCGCGCCCAAGCUCGAGACCGCCCGGUACUGGGGCUACACGUCGCAGUGGAACCUGCUCGACUACCCGGCGGUUGUAUUUCCCGUCGGCGGCGACGCUAUUAGUGUUGAGAAGGAUGGUGAUGGACAGCAGGCUGAGGGGGCACAAUCACAUGCGUAUCCUGAGGACUACACGCCCCUGAGCGAGGCGGAUGCGUAUAAUUGGGCCUUGUGGAAGGAGCAUGGCGCUGCGGGCUACAGGGAUGCGCCGGUUUCGCUGCAGCUUGUUGGGAGGAGGUAUGAGGACGAGAAGCUGUUGCGGGCACUGGAGAACCUGCUUGAUGCGGCUGGGCUACCUCGAUCUUGCUGA
Messenger RNA from Anthostomella pinea, 1743 nucleotides. The record is from the annotation of a GenBank genome assembly. NCBI's taxonomy places the organism in Eukaryota, Fungi, Ascomycota, Sordariomycetes, Xylariales, Xylariaceae.